AUGGCUGCAGAAAAACAAGUGCAAGAAAAAUUGGAGUUUCAAAUCCCAGAAAUCGUGUUGAAUUCAGGCCACAAGAUGCCGGCGGUAGGGAUGGGAGGCGUCGCCGAGAAACUGCCACCAGUGGAGGAGUUGACAUCAAUUCUGGUUCAUGCAAUGGAGAUCGGCUACCGGCACUUUGACACCGCCGCAUGUUACGGCUCGGAGGAAGCCCUCGGAAAAGCGGUGGCUAAGGCUUUGGAAAUUGGAGUGAUACAAAAUAGAGAUGAAUUGUUCAUCACUUCUAAGCUCUGGAUUACACACACUCAUCAUGACCUCGUUCUUCCGGCCUUGAACAAAACCCUCGAGACCAUGGGGCUAGAGUAUUUGGACCUGUAUCUGAUUCACUGGCCAGUGAGGAUAAAGGAAGGGGCUAAUAUGUUCAAUCUUGCGGAAAGUGAAGUUUUGCCAUUUGAUAUUCAUGGGACUUGGAAGGCCAUGGAAGAUUGCUCCAAAUCGGGAUUAACCAAAUCUAUUGGUUUGAGCAAUUUCUCUUGUGAAAAAAUCUCACAACUCCUUGAAAACGCCACCAUCCCACCUGCGGUUAAUCAGGUGGAGAUGAAUGUGAAUUGGCAACAGCGAAAAUUACUACCAUUUUGCAAGGAGAGGGGAAUACAUGUAUGUGGUUGGUCUCCACUCGGAGGGUACGGUACUUUUUGGGGCUCUAAUGCCGUCAUGGAGAGUCAAAUCCUCAAAGACAUUGCAAAUUCCAAGAGCAAGACUAUUUCUCAGGUGGCACUGAGAUGGGUAAACGAGCAGGGAGUAACUCCAAUCGUGAAGAGUUUCAAUGAGGAAAGAAUGAAGCAAAACCUCCAAAUAUUUGAUUGGGAACUCAGCACAGAAGAGAACGAUCGCAUCCUGCAGAUUCCACAACGUAGAGUUGGUAGCGGAGACGUUUUUAUAGUGAAAAAUGGGCCAAUAAAGUCGGUUGAAGAAUUAUGGGACGGGGACACAUGAAGUAUUUUACUUAUUAAACAUAAAUAAGUCGGUAAGCUAAAUUAUUGUUGGUGCAAUUUGAGUAGGUGGCACUGAGAUGGAUAUAUAUAUAUAUAUAUGAGCAAGGAGCAACUCCAAUUAUUAAGAGUUUCAAUGAUGAGAGGAUGAAACAAAAUCUCCA
Oldenlandia corymbosa var. corymbosa is the source of this 1153-nucleotide messenger RNA. The record is from the annotation of a GenBank genome assembly. Lineage: Eukaryota; Viridiplantae; Streptophyta; Magnoliopsida; Gentianales; Rubiaceae.